Molecule: messenger RNA, 1092 nt
Organism: Hyla sarda
Lineage: Eukaryota; Metazoa; Chordata; Amphibia; Anura; Hylidae
Product: C3a anaphylatoxin chemotactic receptor-like
Exons: 3
Coding region: 1-1092 (363 amino acids)
Biological process (GO): positive regulation of cytosolic calcium ion concentration; phospholipase C-activating G protein-coupled receptor signaling pathway; inflammatory response
Cellular component (GO): plasma membrane
Molecular function (GO): complement receptor activity; N-formyl peptide receptor activity
Source: RefSeq, a predicted model, not a curated record
AUGCAGCGCAGCGCUGUUCCCGUUCUUACAAGUGGGUACUACAUGCGCUGUCAGCACAAUUAUAAAAAGGUCAGAAUGGAUCUUGCUCAAAGUCUGCUGAAUAUGUCUAAUGAGUCUUUACAUGGAAACGACACGUCCGUUCAGCAGUUCUAUAAUCCAGGAGAUAGAUCUUUACUCCAAAAUUUUCAUAUUAUAGAAAAUAUAUCACUGACUUUAUACGUCAUCAUUUUUGCUCUUGGGAUUAUCGGUAAUGGAUUGGUCAUCUGGAUUGCCGGAUUCAGGAUGAUGAAGACGAUCAGUGCCACCUGGUUCCUCAACCUGGCCAUUGCAGACUUCCUAUGCUGUUUUUCUCUUAUUCUGAGAAUUUUAGAUUUCUUAUUUAAAAACCGUAUUUAUUGCGUAUCAAAUAUUAUUCUUUUCCUUCUAAACAUGAGCGCCAGUGUUCUUCUCCUGACGGCCAUGAGUAUUGACCGCUGUGUAUCCGUCAUGUGGCCAUUUUGGGCUAAAAUUCAUAGGACACGAAAACUAGUGAGGAUCAGUGCGGCCAUCAUCUGGGUGUUGAGUGUUCUCUGGACUGUUUUCGUGUUCAUGUAUUAUGAUCGUAAUUAUAUGAACUUUACAGAAUGGCAUGUCUUUGUAUGGAGAAAUACCAUUGAUUUUCACUCCGAUAUAUUUCAGCCCAUUCUGCUGACCCGGUUAUUUACAAUGUUUGUGAUCCCUUUUCUCAUCAUCUUGAUCAGUUAUGUCAUCAUUUACUUCAAACUGAAAAACACUAAGAGAUCCCGGAGAUCCCAGAGGCCGUACAGGAUCAUCACCGCCAUAAUAUUGUGUUUCUUUCUCUGCUGGUUCCCAUAUUAUAUCUGGCCAUUGACUCCCAUGUAUUAUGAAAUAAGCCAUAGAGCCUUUAUUAUUGAUAUUAUUGUUGUUAAUCUCGCUUGUUUUAACAGUUGUAUCAAUCCAAUUAUUUAUGUAUUUAUGAGUCAAGACAUUAAACCUGGUUUCUUUAGAUCUAUCUCCUCCAGGAUAAAUGAAGCCUUAAAUGACCAACCCAAUGACCUGAGCAGAGAAGGAGAGAAUGAUCAUCAUGGUUAA